CCAUCCUUCCCUUCGAGCAAGCAGCAAGCACCAAUGGCAUCUCUCCUUUCCCCAGCUGCAACUGCCCUCCAUUGGAACCCCAAAUUUCCAUGGCUCUCUCCUACGAAACCCAUCUCCCCAAAUCACCUUUACUCAUUCACAGGCUCUUCUACAAAAUACCCGGGAAAGUGCAAAUAUGCAUUGUUCGGCACUAUCUCUGACGAUCUGUUGAAGAAUACUCUUCAUUUUGAUGAACUAGUGACUCUAUUCCCUUUCGUUAAAUCCGGGCUUUCGCAAAUUCAGAUAGUUUCUGAAGAUAUACCAGAAGCACAGAGAUGGAGCAUUCUGGUUUUUGCUGGUCUUAGUUGGGUUUACCUGACUGCAAGGCCAGGUGUUCUCAUGGGCGCCAUUGAUGCGUAUCUUUUAGCUCCUUUGCAACUGGGUUUUGAUAGCUUACUGGGAAGAAGGAGCUUGAAGAGGACUGACUUCGUUAUAGGGGAUAGAUUGGGAGAAGGAUCUUUUGGUAUUGUUUAUUCCGGUGUAGUUGUUCCGAAAAGUUUAAGUAUAGAAGAUCGAGUGCAGAAGAAGGCAAAAGCAUUAGAAAUAGAUGGCAAAGUGAAGCAAAAGGUUAUUCUUAAAAAGCAGGUGAAGGUUGGAAUAAAAGGGGCUGAAGAAUGCGGUGAUUUUGAGGAGUGGUUUAACUAUAGGCUAUCGAGAGCAGCACCUGAAACAUGCGCUGAGUUCCUUGGGAGUUUUGUUGCCGAUAAAACAAGCUCACAAUUCACAAAGGGAGGAAAAUGGCUUGUUUGGAAAUUUGAGGGGGAUCGAAGCCUGGCUGAUUAUAUGAAAGAUCGCAACUUCCCUUUAAAUUUAGAGUCCAUUAUGUUCGGCCGUGUCUUGCAAGGAUUAGAUUCUCUCCAACGGAAUUCACUGAUCAUCAAACAGAUAAUGCGUCAAAUCAUAAAUUCUCUCAAGAAGAUCCAUGACACAGGUAUUGUGCACCGGGAUGUAAAACCAUCCAACUUAGUGGUGACAAAGAAGGGGCAGAUCAAGCUUAUAGAUUUUGGGGCAGCCACAGACCUUCGGAUUGGGAAGAAUUAUGUGCCAAACCGUGGACUUCUUGACCCAGAUUACUGCCCUCCUGAACUUUAUGUGCUUCCUGAAGAAACACCUAAGCCACCUCCGGAGCCCAUUGCAGCUCUUCUUUCUCCAAUCCUCUGGCAGUUUAAUAGUCCCGACCUAUUUGAUAUGUAUUCUGCUGGCAUUAUACUGUUGCAAAUGGCGAUACCUACCUUGAGGUCUGCGGCAGGUCUAAAGAAUUUCAAUUCAGAGAUAAAGCAAGUUGGAUAUGAUCUGAACAAAUGGAGAAAGUUCACUCGGUUGAGGCCUAAUUUACAGCUUCUAGAUCUUGACUCUGGUAGAGGAUGGGAUCUAGCUACAAAGCUUAUUUCAGAGAGAGGAUUCCUCAGACGAGGUCGGUUAUCAGCUUCUGCUGCUUUGAGACAUCCAUAUUUCUUGCUGGGUGGUGACCAGGCAGCCUCUGUUCUUUCAAAACUAAGCUUGAGCAAGUAGCGAGUUACCCAGUAAUGCAUGUAUUGCAGAUCCUUCUUUUCCCUAAUUUCCCAUUUCUUCUAAUACUAAUGUUUUAGUUCAAAAUGGCAACAUUGUAGGGAGGUGGAUGCACUUGACACAAGGUCCAUCUUCCUCAGUGGACCUUAUUCCCAUGCAUCCACCUUAUGAUAUCUCUGCUAUAUGCUGAAGUUUGAUUACACCACACCAGUUGAGCAUUUCUUGACAAUCAAUCAGAAAGAAUAUUUAAUCAAUAAAACCUUCAAUUUGGAUCUUGGGAAGACA
This is a messenger RNA of Nelumbo nucifera (sacred lotus), 1833 nucleotides long. RefSeq names its product Protein kinase superfamily protein (gene STN8). Gene Ontology annotation, molecular function: ATP binding; protein kinase activity. Gene Ontology annotation, biological process: protein phosphorylation. The record is from RefSeq and is a predicted model, not a curated record. Lineage: Eukaryota; Viridiplantae; Streptophyta; Magnoliopsida; Proteales; Nelumbonaceae.